GACAAUGCCUGUGGAGGAGUUCGUGGCCGGCUGGAUCUCCGGAGCUCUGGGCUUGGUCCUGGGACACCCCUUUGACACUGUCAAGGUGCGGCUGCAGACCCAGAACACGUACCAGGGCAUAGUGGACUGCAUGGUCAAGACCUACCGCCAUGAGUCGGUCCUGGGUUUCUUCAAGGGAAUGAGCUUCCCCAUCGCGAGCAUAGCCGUGGUCAACUCCGUCCUGUUUGGGGUCUACAGCAACUCGCUGCUGGCCCUCACGGCCACCUCCCACCAGGAGCGGCGAGCCCAGCCGCCCAGCUACACAGAUGUCUUCAUAGCCGGCUGCACUGGGGGGUUCGUGCAGGCCUAUUUCUUGGCCCCUUUCGACCUCAUCAAAGUCCGCCUGCAAAACCAGACAGAGCCGAGGGCACAGCCGGGGAGCCCCCGGCCCCGGUACUGGGGGCCCGUGCACUGCGCGGCCUCCAUCUUCCAGGAGGAAGGGCCGCGGGGGCUGUUUCGAGGAGCCUGGGCCCUGACGCUGAGGGACACCCCCACACUGGGGAUCUAUUUCCUCACCUACGAGUGGCUGUGUCGCAAAUACACCCCAGAAGGCCAGAACCCCAGCUCAGCCACGGUGCUGGUGGCAGGCGGCUUUGCGGGCAUCACCUCCUGGGUCGCGGCCACGCCCCUGGACGUGAUCAAGUCCCGGAUGCAGAUGGACGGGCUGACGCAGAGGGCCUACCGGGGGCUGCUGGACUGCGUGCUGAGCAGCGCCCGGCAGGAGGGGCCGGGGGUCUUCUUCCGGGGGCUUGUCAUCAACAGCGCCCGGGCCUUCCCCGUCAACGCCGUCACCUUCCUGAGCUACGAGUACCUCCUGCACGCCUGGGGCUGAGC
Condylura cristata (star-nosed mole) is the source of this 873-nucleotide messenger RNA. It is a transcript of the gene SLC25A45, whose product is annotated as solute carrier family 25, member 45. Gene Ontology annotation, biological process: transmembrane transport. Gene Ontology annotation, molecular function: transmembrane transporter activity. Gene Ontology annotation, cellular component: mitochondrion. The transcript is spliced from 6 exons. NCBI's taxonomy places the organism in Eukaryota, Metazoa, Chordata, Mammalia, Eulipotyphla, Talpidae. The record is from RefSeq and is a predicted model, not a curated record. The coding region runs from base 5 to 871 and encodes 288 amino acids.